Molecule: messenger RNA, 2595 nt
Organism: Myxozyma melibiosi
Lineage: Eukaryota; Fungi; Ascomycota; Lipomycetes; Lipomycetales; Lipomycetaceae
Product: P-loop containing nucleoside triphosphate hydrolase protein
Exons: 2
Coding region: 104-2482 (792 amino acids)
Biological process (GO): SNARE complex disassembly; Golgi to plasma membrane protein transport; intra-Golgi vesicle-mediated transport
Cellular component (GO): Golgi stack
Molecular function (GO): ATP binding; ATP hydrolysis activity
Source: RefSeq, a predicted model, not a curated record
CAACAACCCCAACAAUCUCCUCGUAUCUCAGUAUCUCCUCCUCCUCAGCCGGUCCCAUCUCUCAUCCAAUCCCACUUCCACACACAAAACACAGCCAGCAGCCAUGUUUGGAAAAAGUCCCUUUGGCAGAUCAACUGGUAACACUUCGCCCUCGCCAUCUUCGUUUGGCCGCGUCGUGCCGACCCCAUUCGACACGCCCGGCCGGGGCGGGAGCACCGGCGCAGGAGGGCAUGUCCCCUCUGGAGCGCGGGUGGCGCGCGUGAUGUCUGCGCCGACGAACGAGCUCGCGCUGUCGAAUAGACUGAUUGUUUCGCCGCAGGAUUUCAGAUCGGAUCAAUAUGUGAUUGUUGACGAUAUGUUUGUGUUUACUACAAAAGCGGAAGCAAUGCAGCCUGGAACGGUUGGUGCGUCUGGUGUUCAGCGAGAGUGGGCGGGAUGGUCUCUAGGCCAGGAAAUCACGAUCGUGCCCUUUGAUCCGUUCCGCACCGGCGGCCAAGUCUAUCUCGGCUCGCUCGACGUCGAGAUCGGGUUCAACAACCGCAACAAGAUCUCGGACCAACAGUACGACCAGGACGAGCUCGGAAAGUGGUUCACGACCCUGUACCACGACCAGGUUCUUGCGCCGGGGCAGAGGAUGAUUAUGGACUACAAGUCGAUGCUGUUCAAGAUCAUCGUGCGGUCGGUGCAGCUCGUUGAUCUGGGCGAGAAAGGCGGCGCCUCGGCCGCGCCCGCGGCUUCGAGCCCGCAUGUUCGCGGAAUCCUCACGCCUCAUACCGAGAUCAACUUCUUCAAGGCGCAGGACUCGCCCAUCAAGCUCAAGGCGUCGUCGAAGCGUCCGGCCGCGAACGCAAUCAUCCAGCCGAACUUCAAGUUUGAGGACAUGGGCAUCGGUGGUCUGGACACUGAGUUCUCAGCCAUCUUCCGUCGUGCGUUUGCGAGUCGUAUCUUCCCGCCUGGGUUGGUGGAUAAGCUGGGGAUCCAGCACGUCAAAGGUAUCUUGCUGUUCGGACCGCCUGGUACGGGAAAGACUUUGAUGGCGCGACAGAUUGGAAAGAUGCUGAACGCGCGCGAGCCAAAGAUCGUCAACGGACCCGAGAUUUUGAGUAAGUACGUCGGCCAGUCGGAGGAGAACGUGCGCAAGCUGUUUGCGGACGCGGAGAAGGAGUACAAGGAGAAAGGCGAAGAGUCGGGCCUGCACAUUAUCAUCUUCGACGAGCUCGACGCGAUCUGCAAGCAACGCGGCAGCAGCCGGGACAGCACCGGAGUCUCGGACUCGGUCGUCAACCAGCUGCUUUCGAAGAUGGACGGUGUUGACCAGCUCAACAACAUUUUGAUUAUCGGAAUGACUAACCGUCUGGAUAUGAUUGACGAGGCGCUCCUGCGUCCUGGUCGUCUUGAGGUGCACAUGGAGAUCUCGCUUCCGGACGAGACCGGCCGUCGACAGAUUUUGAAGAUCCACACGACCAAGAUGCGCGAGAACAAGGUGAUGGCCUCGGACGUCGACAUCAACGAGCUCGCGGCGUUGACGAAGAAUUUCUCUGGCGCCGAGCUCAACGGUCUCGUCAAGUCUGCCACCUCGUUUGCCUUCAACCGGCACGUCAAGGUCGGCACGGUCGCGGGCGUGUCGAACGAUAUCGACAAGCUGAAGGUCAACCGUCAGGAUUUCUUGCACGCACUCGAGGAAGUCAAGCCUGCGUUUGGUGUGAACGAGGAGGAGCUGACGACGUGCAUCCAGAACGGAAUCAUAAACUACUCGCCGCAUAUCAAGAGUAUACUAGACGAGGGCUCGCUGUACACAGAGCAAGUGCGCAAGUCGGAGCAUACCCCGCUGGUCUCUGUUCUCCUGCACGGACCCGCCGGCGCCGGAAAGACCGCGCUGGCGGCGAAGAUCGGGCUGGCGUCCGGGUUCCCGUUCAUCAAGCUGAUUUCGCCCGAGUCGAUGGUGGGCUACAGCGAGGCGGCUAAGGUCGCGACGAUCAGCAAGAUCUUCGAGGACGCGUACAAGUCGCCGCUCAACGUCGUCGUCGUCGACAAUAUCGAGCGUCUGGUUGAUUGGGUGCCUAUCGGUCCGCGAUUCUCAAACUCGGUCCUGCAGACGCUGAUGGUGCUUAUGCGAAAGCAGCCGCCCAAGGGCCGCCGUCUGCUCAUCCUCGCUACCACAACCGAGCGCUCUGUGUUGCAGCAGAUGGACAUUCUCGACACGUUUGAUGCGCAGAUUGGCGUUCCGAACGUGGCCAAGCCGCAGGAGCUAGGCGUCAUUCUCGAAGCCGCCGAGAUCUUUGGAUCCGAGACCAAGACCGACGCGGGCCGGAAGCGGGUGCAGCAGAUUCUGAGCACGGUGCAGGAACAGACGCGGACGACGGAGAUCGGCGUCGGGAUUAAGCGGAUUUUGGUCGGUGUCGAGACGGCGAAGCAGGAUCAGUCGAUGGAGGAUCGGUUUGUGGAGUUGAUGAGUCGGGCGAUCAAUGAUCGGAUGGUGUAGAGAAAAUUAGUUGUGAUUUGAGCUUUACGGUACAGUAUAGAGCAACAAUGUGAUAUAUCCUACUUCUCUUUUCUUACUAUGUAGAUAUAAUCCUAAAAAACAUUUAAAAAUAC